AUGUCCUUACUUCUCUCUGGGUUGCUCAUCUCCUCCCUCAUCUUCGGCGCAGCUCUCUCAAUCAUGUUUUUCAAGCGUAAAUGGGACCCGCGCGGCCUACAUUGCUUUGUCACAGGUGGUUCAGCUGGAUUGGGCCUCUCCUUGGCCGUCGCUUUGACCAAGAAGGGCGCCGACGUUUCCAUCGUUGCUCGGAAUGAAGACCGUCUGAGAGCAGCAUUGGACCAAUUGGAGGCCGUUCGGCAGACACCCAACCAGAUUCUCAAGUCUUACUCCUUCUCUGUCGACGACGCUUCAAACGCUGCAGCAGCCUUGGAGGCGGCCUGCGAACCGCAUGGCGGCCGCUGCCCUGACGCGAUGUUCCUAUGUGCUGGGAAAUCUAGACCUGGCUUCUUCGUGGAGCAGGACGAAGAAUCGUUGCGGCGAGGUAUGGACGAAAGUUACUGGGCGCAAGCGUGGUCAGCGUUGGCAGCAGCCAAGAGGUUGGUCCGUCAUCACGCGAAAGGAAAGAUCGUAUUUGUAUCGUCUUUCCUCGGCUAUAUGUCGCUCGUAGGAUAUUCCACGUAUUCACCAGGCAAAUUCGCUAUUCGAGGUCUUGCCGAGUCUCUCCAGUCAGAACUCAUGUUGUAUGACGUCGACGUGCACAUAUGUUUCCCCGGGACCAUUCGAACUCCAGGCUUCGAAGAGGAAAACAAAAUCAAGCCGAAGGUCACGCUCAAGCUCGAGGAGAGUGAUCCUGGGGCAGAUCCAGACGUGGUUGCCGAAGGGCUUCUCCGAGGCGUGCAGAAGGGUUACUUUCACAUAACAUACGACAUCCUGGGAAACAUCUUCCGAGCGUCAACAUGUGGAUCCUCACCACGCAACAACGCCCUAGACUUGCUGUGGGGAUUCAUCGGAUUCAUUGCCUUGCCAAUCUGGCGAUACACCGUGGACAGCGCGGUUCGGGAACAUCGCAAGGAGCACGAAGCCUACCUGGCUGAUCUCGGAUUUUUCACGAGUGAAACGCCGGAGGGUGCGAAACCCGUGGCUCUGAAAACUGCAUCGUAA
Sparassis crispa is the source of this 1044-nucleotide messenger RNA. RefSeq names its product 3-ketodihydrosphingosine reductase TSC10. The record is from RefSeq and is a predicted model, not a curated record. The transcript is spliced from 7 exons. Gene Ontology annotation, molecular function: 3-dehydrosphinganine reductase activity. The coding region runs from base 1 to 1044 and encodes 347 amino acids. Gene Ontology annotation, cellular component: endoplasmic reticulum membrane. NCBI's taxonomy places the organism in Eukaryota, Fungi, Basidiomycota, Agaricomycetes, Polyporales, Sparassidaceae. Gene Ontology annotation, biological process: sphingolipid biosynthetic process.